Messenger RNA from Triticum turgidum subsp. durum (durum wheat), 420 nucleotides. The record is from the annotation of a GenBank genome assembly. NCBI's taxonomy places the organism in Eukaryota, Viridiplantae, Streptophyta, Magnoliopsida, Poales, Poaceae.
AUGGAACAAGGGGUACCAGAAGGUGGAGAACCGAAGAAUGUUGCUGCUGUUGUUGCUGACAUUCUCACUAAAGAAUGUCCCUCAAACACAUUCCUUCAAAAUGUUGGCCUUGAUUCGAGCUCCAAGAAGUUCAACAGGUCUGCAUCUGCUUUGGAUGCUCAUGUACAAGAACUAGAGUACAAGCUUGAGAGGGAGAGGCAAGCCGCUGAGUUGAUGCGAGAGGAGCUUGUUGAGGUCAAGAAGAAAUCAGAGGAGACCGAAGCUGCACGCGCCGCAGAGUAUCAAUUGUUACUGCAAAGAGUUGAGGCCACCGAUGCGAGGGUUGUAGCAAGUGAUGCUAGAUUUGCGCGUCUCAUGGAUCUAUUCGAAGGGAUUGGCUGUGGUUUAAUGAGGUUCUGUUUUGGUUGGUGCAUCUUAUGA